Molecule: messenger RNA, 1002 nt
Organism: Rhizophagus irregularis DAOM 181602=DAOM 197198
Lineage: Eukaryota; Fungi; Glomeromycota; Glomeromycetes; Glomerales; Glomeraceae
Source: RefSeq, a predicted model, not a curated record
UUUUUUUACUUUCGCACCAAGCAUGGUCAUAAAUUCCACCAUGCGUGCUACAGAUUCCAGUAUCGGAAUAGGUUCCCUGCUUACAGACAGGGCAUAUUGUUCUAGGAUGGGCAUUAAAAUGUCUGGAACAUCCUUCAGGACGUCAGCACCCUUUCCCACAAAUCAAACCAUCUCUCUUGAUGUAUUGGCAGAUAAAACGACCUAUACGAGGUUAGACGAUCCAUACAAGAUAUUCAAAAAUGCGAUACUCUCAGUGGGUCAUAUCUUCUGGGAUAUAAUUGAAGAAAUGGUCAUGCAAAGUGCCUGGUUUGGAGAACCCCAGCCAGGAAAUAAGGAUGGAGUAAUUGAUGAUAAGGAAAUGGUUGCUUCUAGCUCAAACCAAUCACAAUUUCAUUCCAAAGAUCCGCCAGCGUGGUAUAAAGCUGGUUAUUCUUGGUAUUGCACUGGAUGUCGCAAACAGAGAGAUAAACUGAUGCCUAUGCGCUUACUUUCUAUGGAAAAGGAUCUAGAACAUGCUAGAGAAUUACUUACCUGGAUUCAAGACGCUAUUAAGGCUGAGAAGUUGCGUGAUCCAGUUUAUACUGAAACUGGAAAGCGUAAUAAUGUGCCAUUUGCCAAAUUCAUAAAGAGUUUAAAAACUAAUCAGGAUAAAGAUGAGAUUACCUCCAAGCUUCUAAGAAAAACAGGAGCUAAACAUGCUUCGAUGGUUUAUGCCAGUCCAAAUCCAACCCCUCAACAUCUCGACAAUCUUUCAGAAAUCACAUUAAGACAUAAAAUUAACCAUCUUGAUGCGGGAAAAAAUUACGCUUUAGGUGAUCCAGAAUCGAAGGAGCCCAUAUCUGAUUCUAAAUCUGAACCUGAAUCUGAGUCAAGUGAUGGUCCAAAACCCAAACACAGGCUUCUUCACCUACAUCUCAGUCUAGAAAUAAUGAUCCAAAAAAGUCUCAGACUAUGGAUAUGGAUUCAAUGUUAGCAGAAAUCGAUGCAAUGUUAGCUGAAAUU